Messenger RNA from Entrophospora sp. SA101, 279 nucleotides. Lineage: Eukaryota; Fungi; Glomeromycota; Glomeromycetes; Entrophosporales; Entrophosporaceae. The record is from the annotation of a GenBank genome assembly.
AUGAAAAUUGCUAAACAAUAUCCUCAAAAAAGCAAGAGAAGAAUAUUUUUUGGUGAAAAAACAAGUGGCAUUGCUCAAACACAAGCUUGUGCAGCACAAUUAUCAUCAACUAUUGCUAAUAAUCCAGGAGCAUCAUCAACACAAUUAACAAUCCUGAUAGCUCUAAUCAAGGAAGACAGUCCAUCUGCUCAAAUUAAUAUUCUUGGAGUUAAUACCAAUCAAUCGGAUCAAAUGUCUUCUCAACCUCAAAGUCUUGCCAUACAAGAGUUAAUGUUCUAA